AUGGCCAAUGCGAGGGCGACGAUUAGAGUUUCUGGAUUUAGCAUAGUUCAAAGUGAGCCUACCGUCCACCAAUCGGAAAUCCUAAAUUUGCCGACCUGGAUGACAGUUGCCAAGCCCCAGAAUCUAUACGAUAACCCCUCUCGAGUUCGCUUGGUCUCAAUCCAAUCAACCGGCGUAAAUUUGCCGACCAAUUUCCUCUACUUGAGCGACUCUUUCACUUUACUCGCGAUCAGGAAGCUUUCCGCGGGAAAGGAGGCCCUCGAGGCUGUUGAGGUUCAUCGGAUAGGAAAUCUCUUUAUCCAUGACAACGAGCUGCUUCAGAUCUAG
Messenger RNA from Penicillium manginii, 327 nucleotides. RefSeq lists its product as uncharacterized. Bases 1 to 327 code for a protein of 108 amino acids. Lineage: Eukaryota; Fungi; Ascomycota; Eurotiomycetes; Eurotiales; Aspergillaceae. The transcript has a single exon. The record is from RefSeq and is a predicted model, not a curated record.